AUGUUAGUUAGUGAUAAACAAGAGGCCAAGGAUGGCUCCAACAUGCACCUUUCUGAACCACAAGAGCAGUGGCACAGUAGGUCCUUCUUGUCCCUCUUUGAGCGGACCAGAAAAGUAGACCUGGAUGCUACAGCAACCACAAAGAGCGUCUUCGACGACCCAGUGCUGGCCAAAUACUACCUCCCGCAUCCACAAUAUGAAAACAUGCACCGAUUCGAUGCUGACUUCCGGUGGACCUAUCGGGAAGAGAUAGCUGUCAGACGCAAGACAGACCUCAAGAUCUUCCUCUGGAUCCUGGUGAUGUUUUUCGGCCUUAACCUUGACCGCGGAAACCUAGGUAAUGCAUCUGCCGAUAGUCUUCUGCAGGACCUGCACAUCAACACCAACGACUUUAAUAACGCGCAGAACAUGUACCGGAUCGGAUUUCUGAUUUCAGAAAUACCCUCUCAGAUGGUCGGCAAGCGACUUGGGCCUGAUCGUUGGAUCCCCGUGCAGAUCAUACUUUGGAGUCUGGCCUCGGGAGGACAGUUCUUCAUCCACAAUCGGGCGGGGUUUUUCGCUUGCCGGUUCUUCCUCGGGUUCUUCAUGGGCGGCUUCAUUCCCGACGCAAUCCUGUACCUCUCCUACUUCUACAAGAAGACCGAGAUGCCGCUGCGCCUCGCUUUCUUUUGGUUUGUCGACUCCAUUUCCGGGGUGAUAGCCUCUUUCAUCGCGUACGGGGUGCUGCACAUGCGCGGCGUGGCGGGACGAGCCGGUUGGCGGUGGCUUUUCCUCAUCGAGGCACUGAUCAGUUUGAUUAUUGGCGUUUUGAGCUUUCUGUUCCUUAUCCCUGGCCCAACCCAGACAGCCACCUGGUGGAACCCGAAGGGGUACUUCACCGAACGCGAGGAGAAGAUCAUCGUCAACCGAGUCCUGCGCGACGACCCGUCCAAAGGUGAUAUGCAUAACCGACAGGCGCUGAGCAUAGGGAUGCUCUGGCGCAGUCUCAAGGAUUAUGACCUCUGGCCCAUCUACAUUAUUGGCAUGUUGUUCGAGAUCCCAACCUCCCCGCCGAAAUCCUACCUAAGUCUUUCGCUUCGGGCCAUCGGCUUCUCGACAUUCCAGACGACCCUGCUGGGCAUUCCCGUCACCGUCUUCGCGGCAUUCAAUCUACUGGUUGUCACUGAGUUCACUGAACGCUUCCACCAGAUCGCAGCCAUUGGCAUCCUCACACAACUCUGGUCGCUCCCGCUUCUGAUCGUCCUAUACACUUCCGUCGAAGCCCUCUCUCACUGGGGCCUCUACGCAGUCACCUUUGUGCUCCUGGGCUGGCCCUCCCCGCAUGCAGCACAUGCUGGAUGGUGCUCGCGGCUGAGCAACGCUGUUCGCACACGCACAGUCAGCGCCGCACUGUACAACAUCACCAUCCAGCUGUCUGGGAUCGCCUCGUCAAAUAUCUACCGCGAGGACGAUAAGCCGUACUACCGGAGGGGGAAUUCACAGUUGAUUGCAAUCAAUGUUGCCACGAUCGUGGCGUACAUGUUGGCCAAGGGCUACUAUGUUGCCAGGAAUCGGUGGAAGAAGCAACGCUGGGAGGCGAUGAGUGAGAUUCAGAAGGCAGAGUAUCUCGAGACGACUACGGAUGAGGGGAAUAAGCGGUUGGAUUUUUUGUUCGAUAGUUAG
Messenger RNA from Aspergillus fumigatus Af293, 1662 nucleotides. RefSeq names its product putative MFS transporter. Bases 1 to 1662 code for a protein of 553 amino acids. Gene Ontology annotation, molecular function: transmembrane transporter activity. The transcript has a single exon. Gene Ontology annotation, biological process: transmembrane transport. Lineage: Eukaryota; Fungi; Ascomycota; Eurotiomycetes; Eurotiales; Aspergillaceae. Gene Ontology annotation, cellular component: membrane. The record is from RefSeq and is a predicted model, not a curated record.